AUGUCUGAUCGAACGUUUGAACGAACUCCACGGCGGAACGGUAGACGGACAGGUAGCGGAUCGACAGGCACAACCCGAGAGGGUGACUGGCGCACCGCACGGAGGGCAGAACAACAGAGAAUGGAACCUGCCGGUCCCCUCCCCUCGCUCUACUGCUCGGGUUGGCGGUGGAAGCCCAGAGACGUCGUAUCCAACAAGAACGACACAACCAAUAAGUCACUGAACAGAAGACCGGUCGGUGUCUUGGUGUCUUGGAUUAGAGGCAAGGUAGUGAGCGAUGGGGCGACACGAGGUAAUCCUAAGGGCUGGUUUAUCUGCUCUAGCUCAGUCCAGGCUCGAUGCUCCAACCCACUUCCUUCACUUGGGGGCCGAAAGCUUGUGUUGAUGGAUGGAUGGACGCGGGAAGGGAGUGAGAGGAUGCGUGAGAGAGACAAGAGAGGGUGGCACUUGGAUAGAAGCAACCUAAACCAGGAGAGACGAAAUGCUGAGCCGAAGCAUUGGGACUCGCUGGCAGACGCCAGGAAUUGGUGUCUGCUAGACAAGACGCGACGGGCACUAUGGGAUGGAGGAGGAGAAUUGCCCCCUCCAGCUGUAACGUUGCUUUUUGAUAGUUGCGAAAGCUCGACUCCGGCGCUUUCGGAGCCCAAGGAAGGGUCGAUCCCCCCACUCUCUCACCUUGUCCAAAUUGUCAAGAUCCACUACCAAAGUUACAUGCAACAACCAACACCUCCAACGCUCCACGACUCCAUGAUGGCUUCCAUCUUUGACGAUACCAGCCGCGCCGUUGCACUGACACGUUCUCCUCUGCCGGCCCUGCAUGGUUGCCUCUAUCAAUCUCAACCGGCCUCUUGUCUCAUCAAAUGGACCGAUCCUCAUCAUCAAUGCCGAGGCCUCCACCACAGCACCACAUUUCAAGGCAAUUCCGCCGCCGCUUACCUUUCAAGCUUGAACCAUCUACGAUACCGCACGAGCGGUCCCAUCGAUUAUGUAUCCGUCCUUCUAUACCUUAUGUAUCAUGAGCAGUCUACACUAAACAUCCUCCAGACGUACACUAGGCCAUCCGUCCACCCCUGCUGGCAUGCAGUGACAUGCAAUCAAUCGUCAGCCGCUGGGUCGCAGAAAGUCCAGGGCCCCCAAAGAGCCAAGGAGGGGAGACCCGAGUUCACGGACGCCGGCCGUGUCAACGACAAGCAACCACCAUCGCCACCCCGUGCGCGCCGGUAUCGAAACAUCCACACAGUAGAAGCUUCAGAAAGCAGCUAUUCCAAGCUUGGGCCCCUCCUCAUGCUAGGUGCUGGGGAGUCAUUGAACCCGACCACAUGGCUCCUUUAA
Messenger RNA from Colletotrichum lupini, 1332 nucleotides. RefSeq lists its product as uncharacterized. The transcript has 11 exons. Bases 1 to 1332 code for a protein of 443 amino acids. The record is from RefSeq and is a predicted model, not a curated record. Lineage: Eukaryota; Fungi; Ascomycota; Sordariomycetes; Glomerellales; Glomerellaceae.